GUAGCCUGGAGAAGGUGUCGGUGGAAGUGGUGCGUUGUCGAAAGAAAAACACUCCCCCAAUUCUCAACCAGAUGAAGUUCUCAAGCUUGGAGAAGGUGCCAGUGGAAGUGGCGUGUUGUCGAAAGAAAGACACUCCCCCCAUUCUCAACAAGAUGGAGUUCUCAAGCCUGGAGAAGGUGUCGGUGGAAGUGUUGCGUCGUCGAAAGACGGUUACACCUUCCAUCCUCAACCAGAUGGAGUUGUCAAGCCUGGAGAAGGUGCCAGUGGAAGUGGUGCGUUGUCGAAAGAAAGACACUCUCCCCAUUCUCAACCAGAUGAAGUUCUGAAGCUUGGAGAAGGUGCCAGUGGAAGUGGCGCAUUGUCGAAAGAAAGACAUUUCCCUCAUUCUCAACCAGAUGGAGUUAUCAAACCUGGAGAAGAUGUCGGUGGAAGUGGUGCGUUGUCGAGAGAAAGACACUACCCCCAUUUUCAACCAGAGGGCGUUCUUAAUGCUGGACUUUCAAUGCCAACAAACACCCUCAGUCAGUCUCAAGACGAAAUCACUCCUCCCCAUUUGGAUGCCCAACAAUCCAACACUGAACAUGGAGAUGAAACAGGUUCUGGGGAAGACACUGAUUCUGAGAGUGAUACGGAUUACACAAAAGUAGCAUCUUCGGAGGUUUCCAAACGUUUACAUGAGCAUCCCGAACAAAUCAAUGAAGCCCCAAUGGAUCAGCAUCACAAACGGCGUACUCGCCGACUCUUGGGCAAGGAAGACAAGACAGGCGAUACCCCAGCACAAUAUCAGUCACGCUAUCGCCAGUCCCCACACAAGAAAGAUCGGAGCAGACGAGAUGGCCGCAGUAAACGGAAAGGAGAACAGCUCCUCGACAGUAAUGUGACUGAUUCACCUCUGUUGCAGGCUGACCCCAACCGCAGAAAGAAGAGAGGAGACAAGUUGAAAGCCCGUGGACUUGAUCCAAAGGAAAUAAGUGAAGCUGCUGGAAAUGACACAUCUCCGAAAAUCAUAGCUCAUCUGCUCAGUGAAAACAAACAACAAGUAAUGAAACCUAAACCUUCCAAUGAUUCCAGAACCAGCAACAAACUUGUUGACGAUAAUGACCUGCCCCCAAGCACUCCCACUGCUUCACCAUUGAACGUUCCCACAGUAACCCACACGAGCAAAGGAGGAGGGGCUCACCAACUGCAUGAUGAGAGAAACAAGAACAUCACUACCAGGCCUGGAGAAGGUGCCAGUGGAAGUGGUGCGUUGUCAAAAGAAAGACACUCCCCCCUUUCUCAACCAGAUGGAGUUCUCACGCCUGGAGAAGGUGUCGGUGGAAGUGGUGCGUCCCCCCAUUCUCAACCCGAAGGAAUUGUUAAUGCUGGACUCUCAAUGCCAAGAAACGCCAUCAGUCAGUCUCAAGACAAAAUCACAUCUCCCCAUUUGAAUGCCCCACAAUCCAACACUAAACAUGGAGAUGAAACGGGUUCUGGGGAUGACACUGAUUCUGAGAGUGAUACGGAUUACACAAAAGUAGUAUCUUCAGAGAAUUCCAAACGUUUACAAGAUGAAUCCCCAAUGGAUCAGCAUCGCAAACGACGUACUCGCCGACUCUUGGGCAAGGAAGACAAGACAGGCGAUACCCCAGCACAAUACCAGUCACGCUAUCGCCAGUCCCCACACAAGAAAGAUUGGAGCAGACGAGAUGGCCGCAGUAAACGGAAAGGAGAACAGCUCCUCGACAGUAAUGUGACUGAUUCACCCCUGCUGCAGGCUGACCCCAACCGCAGAAAGAAGAGAGAAGACAAGUUGAAAGCCCGUGGACUUGAUCCAAAGGAAAUAAGUGAAGCUGCUGGAGAUGACACAUCUCCGAAAAUCAUAGAUCGUCUGCUCAGUGAAAACAAACGACAAGCAAUGAAACCUAAACCUUCCAAUGAUUCCAGAACCAGCAACAAACUUGUUGACGAUAAUGACCUGCCCCCAAGCACUCCCGCUGCUUCACCAUUUAACGUUCCCACAAUAACACACACGAGCGAAGGAGGAGGGGCUCAGCAACUGCAUGAUGAGAGAAACAAGAACAUCACUACCGGGCCUGGAGAAGGUGUCGGUGGAAGUGGUGCAUUGUCGAAAGACGGGCACUCCCCCCACCCUCAACCAGAUGAAGUUCUCAAGCCUGGAAAAGAUGCCAGUGGAAGUGGUGCACUGUCGAAAGAAAAACGCUCCCCCCAUUCUCAACCAAAUGGAGGUCUCAAGCCUGGAGAAGGUGCCAGUGGAAGUGGUGCGUCGUCGAAACAAAGACAUUCCCCCCAUUCUCAACCAGAUGAAGUUCUCAAGCCUGGAGAAGGUGCCAGUGGAAGUGGUGCGUUGUCGAAACAAAGACAUUCCCCCCAUUCUCAACCAGAUGAAGUACUCAAGCCUGGACAAGGUGCCAGUGGAAGUGGCGCGUUGUCGAAAGAAAGACACUCUCCCCAUUCUCAACCAGAUGGAGUUGUCAAGCCUGGAGAAGGGGUCCGUGGAAGUGGUGCGUUGUCGAAAGAAAGGCACUCCUCCCAUCCUCAACCAGAUGAAAUUCUCAAGCUUGGAGAAGGUGCCAAUGGAAGUGGUGCGUUGUCGAAAGAAAGACACUCCCCCCAUUCUCAACCAGAUGGAGUUCUCAAGCCUGGAGAAGGUGUCGGUGGAAGUGGUGCGUCGUCGAAAGACGGUUACACCUCCCAUCCUCAACCAGAUGGAGUUGUCAAGCUUGGAGAAGGUGCCAGUGGAAGUGGCACGUUGUCGAAAGAAAGACACUUCCCCCAUUCUCAACCAGAUGGAGUUCUCAAGCCUGGAGAAGAUGUCGGUGGAAGUGGUGCGUUGUCGAGAGAAAGACACUACCCCUAUUUUCAACCAGAGGGCGUUCUUAAUGCUGGACUUUCAAUGCCAAUAAACACCCUCAGUCAGUCUCAAGACGAAAUCACUCCUCCCCAUUUGGAUGCCCAACAAUCCAACACUGAACAUGGAGAUGAAACGGGUUCUGGGGAAGACACUGAUUCUGAGAGUGAUACGGAUUACACAAAAGUAGCAUCUUCGGAGGUUUCCAAACGUUUACAUGAGCAUCCCGAACAAAUCAAUGAAGCCCCAAUGGAUCAGCAUCACAAACGGCGUACUCGCCGACUCUUGGGCAAGGAAGACAAGACAGGCGAUACCCCAGCACAAUAUCAGUCACGCUAUCGCCAGUCCCCACACAAGAAAGAUCGGAGCAGACGAGAUGGCCGCAGUAAACGGAAAGGAGAACAGCUCCUCGACAGUAAUGUGACUGAUUCACCUCUGUUGCAGGCUGACCCCAACCGCAGAAAGAAGAGAGGAGACAAGUUGAAAGCCCGUGGACUUGAUCCAAAGGAAAUAAGUGAAGCUGCUGGAGAUGACACAUCUCCGAAAAUCAUAGCUCAUCUGCUCAGUGAAAACAAACAACAAGUAAUGAAACCUAAACCUUCCAAUGAUUCCAGAACCAGCAACAAACUUGUUGACGAUAAUGACCUGCCCCCAAGCACUCCCGCUGCUUCACCAUUGAACGUUCCCACAGUAACCCACACGAGCAAAGGAGGAGGGGCUCAGCAACUGCAUGAUGAGAGAAACAAGAACAUCACUACCAGGCCUGGAGAAGGUGCCAGUGGAAGUGGUGCGUUGUCAAAAGAAAGACACUCCCCCCAUUCUCAACCAGAUGGAGUUCUCACGCCUGGAGAAGGUGUCGGUGGAAGUGGUGCGUCCCCCCAUUCUCAACCCGAAGGAAUUGUUAAUGCUGGACUCUCAAUGCCAAGAAACGCCAUCAGUCAGUCUCAAGACAAAAUCACAUCUCCCCAUUUGAAUGCCCCACAAUCCAACACUAAACAUGGAGAUGAAACGGGUUCUGGGGAUGACACUGAUUCUGAGAGUGAUACGGAUUACACAAAAGUAGUAUCUUCAGAGAAUUCCAAACGUUUACAAGAUGAAUCCCCAAUGGAUCAGCAUCGCAAACGACGUACUCGCCGACUCUUGGGCAAGGAAGACAAGACAGGCGAUACCCCAGCACAAUACCAGUCACGCUAUCGCCAGUCCCCACACAAGAAAGAUUGGAGCAGACGAGAUGGCCGCAGUAAACGGAAAGGAGAACAGCUCCUCGACAGUAAUGUGACUGAUUCACCCCUGCUGCAGGCUGACCCCAACCGCAGAAAGAAGAGAGAAGACAAGUUGAAAGCCCGUGGACUUGAUCCAAAGGAAAUAAGUGAAGCUGCUGGAGAUGACACAUCUCCGAAAAUCAUAGAUCGUCUGCUCAGUGAAAACAAACGACAAGCAAUGAAACCUAAACCUUCCAAUGAUUCCAGAACCAGCAACAAACUUGUUGACGAUAAUGACCUGCCCCCAAGCACUCCCGCUGCUUCACCAUUUAACGUUCCCACAGUAACACACACGAGCGAAGGAGGAGGGGCUCAGCAACUGCAUGAUGAGAGAAACAAGAACAUCACUACCGGGCCUGGAGAAGGUGUCGGUGGAAGUGGUGCAUUGUCGAAAGACGGGCACUCCCCCCACCCUCAACCAGAUGGAGUUCUCAAGCCUGGAAAAGAUGCCAGUGGAAGUGGUGCACUGUCGAAAGAAAAACGCUCCCCCCAUUCUCAACCAGAUGGAGGUCUCAAGCCUGGAAAAGAUGCCAGUGGAAGUGGUGCACUGUCGAAAGAAAAACGCUCCCCCCAUUCUCAACCAGAUGGAGGUCUCAAGCCUGGAGAAGGUGCCAGUGGAAGUAGUGCAUUGUCGAAAGACGGGCACUCCCCCCAUCCUCAACCAGAUGAAGUUCUCAAGCCUGGAAAAGAUGCCAGUGGAAGUGGUGCACUGUCGAAAGAAAAACGCUCCCCCCAUUCUCAACCAGAUGGAUGUCUCAAGCCUGGAGAAGGUGCCAGUGGAAGUGGUGCGUUGUCGAAACAAAGACACUCCCCCCAUUCUCAACCAGAUGAAGUUCUCAAGCUUGGAGAAGGUGCCAGUGGAAGUGGCGCAUUGUCGAAAGAAAGACACUUCCCUCAUUCUCAACCAGAUGGAGUUCUCAAACCUGGAGAAGGUACCAGUGGAAGUGGCGCGUUGUCGAAAGAAAGACACUCCCCCCAUUCUCAACCAGAUGGAGUUCUCAAGCCUGGAGAAGGUGUCAGUGGAAGUGGUGCGUCAUCAAAAGACGGUUACACCUCCCAUCCUCAACCAGAUGGAGUUGUCAAGCUUGGAGAAGGUGCCAGUGGAAGUGGUGCGUUGUCGAAAGAAAGACACUCUCCCCAUUCUCAACCAGAUGAAGUUCUCAAGCCUGGAGAAGGGGUCCAUGGAAGUGGUGCGUUGUCGAAAGAAAGGCACUCCUCCCAUCCUCAACCAGAUGAAGUUCUCAAGCCUGGAGAAGAUGUCGGUGGAAGUGGUGCGUUGUCGAGAGAAAGACACUACCCCCAUUUUCAACCAGAGGGCGUUCCUAAUGCUGCACUUUCAAUGCCAACAAACACCCUCAGUCAGUCUCAAGACGAAAUCACUCCUCCCCAUUUGGAUGCCCAACAAUCCAACACUGAACAUGGAGAUGAAACGGGUUCUGGGGAUGACACUGAUUCUGAGAGUGAUACGAAUUACACAAAAUUAGCAUCUUCGGAGGUUUCCAAACGUUUACAUGAGCAUCCCGAACAAAUCAAUGAAUCCCCAAUGGAUCAGCAUCACAAACGGCGUACUCGCCGACUCUUGGGCAAGGAAGACAAGACAGGCGAUACCCCAGCACAAUACCAAUCACGCUAUCGCCAGUCCCCACACAAAAAAGAUCGGAGCAGACGAGAUGGCCGCAGUAAACGAAAAGGAGAACAGCUCCUUGACAGUAAGGUGACUGAUUCACCCCUGUUGCAGGCUAACGCCAACCGCAAAAAGAAGAGAGAAGAAAAGUUGAAAGCCCGUGGACUUGAUCCAAAGGAAAUAAGUGAAGCUGCUGGAGAUGACACAUCUCCGAAAAUCAUAGAUCGUCUGCUCAGUGAAAACAAACAACAAGCAAACCUUCCUAUACCUUCCAGAACCAGCAACAAACUUGUUGACGAUAAUGACCUGUCCCCAAGCACUCCCGCUGCUUCACCAUUGAACAUUCCCACAGUAACCCACACGAGCAAAGGAGGAGGGGCUCACCAACUGCAUGAUGAGAGAAACAAGAACAUCACUACCAGGCCUGGAGAAGGUGCCAGUGGAAGUGGUGCAUUGUCGAAAGAAAGACGCUCCCCCCAUUCUCAACCAGAUGGAGUUCUCACGCCUGGAGAAGGUGUCAGUGGAAGUGGUGCGUCCCCCCAUUCUCAACCCGAAGGAAUUCUUAAUGCUGGACUCUCAACGCCAAGAAACACCCUCAGUCAGUCUCAAGACAAAAUCACAUCUCCCCAUUUGAAUGCCCCACAAUCCAACACUGAACAUGGAGAUGAAACGGAUUCUGGGGAUGACACUGAUUCUGAGAGUGAUACGGAUUACACAAAAGUAGCAUCUUCGGAGGAUUCCAAACGUUUACAAGAUGAAUCCCCAAUGGAUCAGCAUCACAAACGGCGUACUCGCCGACUCUUGGGCAAGGAAGACAAGACAGGCGAUACCCCAGCACAAUACCAGUCACGCUAUCGCCAGUCCCCACACAAGAAAGAUCGGAGCAGACGAGAUGGCCGCAGUAAACGGAAGGGAGAACAGCUCCUCGACAGUAAUGUGACUGAUUCACCCCUGUUGCAGGCUGACCCCAACCGCAGAAAGAAGAGAGAAUACAAGUUAAAAGCCCAUGGACUUGAUCCAAUGGAAAUAAGUGAAGCUGCUGGAGAUGACACAUCUCCGAAAAUCAUAAAUCGUCUGCUCACUGAAAACAAACAACAAGCAAUGAAACCUAAACCUUCCAAUGAUUCCAGAACCAGCAACAAACUUGUUGACGAUAAUGACCUGCCCCCAAGUACUCCCGCUGCUUCACCAUUGAACGUUCCCACAGUAACCCACACGAGCAAAGGAGGAUGGGCUCACCAACUGCAUGAUGAGAGAAACAAGAACAUCACUACCAGGCCUGGAGAAGGUGUCGGUGGAAGUGGUGCAUUGUCGAAAGACGGGCACUCCCCCCAUCCUCAACCAGAUGAAGUUCUCAAGCCUGGAAAAGAUGCCAGUGGAAGUGGUGCACUGUCGAAAGAAAAACACUCCCCCCAUUCUCAACCAGAUGGAGGUCUCAAGCUUGGAGAAGGUGCCAGUGGAAGUGGCGCGUUGUCGAAAGAAAGACACUCCCCCCAUUCUCAACUAGAUGGAGUUCUCAAGCCUGGAGAAGGUGCCAGUGGAAGUGGUGCGUUGUCGAAACAAAGACACUCCCCCCAUUCUCAACCAGAUGAAGUUCUCAAGCUUGGAGAAGGUGCCAGUGGAAGUGGCACAUUGUCGAAAGAAAGACACUUCCCUCAUUCUCAACCAGAUGGAGUUCUCAAACCUGGACAAGGUACCAGUGGAAGUGGCGCGUUGUCGAAAGAAAGACACUCCCCCCAUUCUCAACCAGAUGGAGUUCUCAAGCUUGGAGAAGGGGUCCGUGGAAGUGGUGCGUUGCCGAAAGAAAGGCACUCCUUCCAUCCUCAACCAGAUGAAAUUCUCAAGCUUGGAGAAAGUGCCAGUGGAAGUUGCGCGUUGUCGAAAGAAAGACACUCCCCAUAUUCUCAACCAGAUGGAGUUCUCAAGCCUGGAGAAGAUGUCAGUGGAAGUGGUGCGUUGUCGAGAGAAAGACACUACCCCCAUUUUCAACCAGAGGGCGUUCUUAAUGCUGGACUUUCAAUGCCAACAAACACCCUCAGUCAGUCUCAAGACGAAAUCACUCCUCCCCAUUUGGAUGCCCCACAAUCCAACACUGAACAUGGAGAUGAAACGGGUUCUGGGGAUGACACUGAUUCUGAGAGUGAUACGGAUUACACAAAAGUAGCAUCUUCGGAGGUUUCCAAACGUUUACAUGAGCAUCCCGAACAAAUCAAUGAAGCCCCAAUGGAUCAGCAUCACAAACGGCGUACUCGCCGACUCUUGGGCAAGGAAGACAAGACAGGCGAUACCCCAGCACAAUAUCAGUCACGCUAUCGCCAGUCCCCACACAAGAAAGAUCGGAGCAGACGAGAUGGCCGCAGUAAACGAAAAGGAGAACAGCUCCUUGACAGUAAGGUGACUGAUUCACCCCUGUUGCAGGCUAACGCCAACCACAAAAAGAAGAGAGGAGACAAGUUGAAAGCCCGUGGACUUGAUCCAAAGAAAAUAAGUGAAGCUGCUGGAGAUGACACAUCUCCGAAAAUCAUAGAUCGUCUGCUCACUGAAAACAAACAACAAGCAAUGAAACCUAAACCUUCCAAUGAUUCCCGAACCAGCAACAAACUUGUUGACGAUAAUGACCUGCCCCCAAGCACUCCCGCUGCUUCACCAUUGAACGUUCCCACAGUAACCCACACGAGCAAAGGAGGAGGGGCUCACCAACUGCAUGAUGAGAGAAACAAGAACAUCACUACCAGACCUGGAGAAGGUGCCAGUGGAAGUGGUGCGUUGUCGAAAGAAAGACACUCCCCCCAUUCUCAACCAGAUGGAGUUCUCACGCCUGGAGAAGGUGUUGGUGGAAGUGAUACGUCCCCCCAUUCUCAACCCGAAGGAAUUCUUAAUGUUGGACUCUCAAUGCCAAGAAACGCCCUCAGUCAGUCUCAAGACAAAAUCACAUCUCCCCAUUUGAAUGCCCCACAAUCCAACACUGAACAUGGAGAUGAAACGGGUUCUGGGGAUGACACUGAUUCUGAGAGUGAUACGGAUUACACAAAAGUAGCAUCUUCGGAGGAUUCCAAACGUUUACAAGAUGAAUCCCCACUGGAUCAGCAUCGCAAACGGCGUACUCGUCGACUCUUGGGCAAGGAAGACAAGACAGGCAAUACCCCAGCACAAUACCAGUCACGCUAUCGCCAGUCCCCACACAAGAAAGAUCGGAGCAGACGAGAUGGCCGCAGUAAACGGAAAGGAGAACAGCUCCUCGACAGUAAUGUGACUGAUUCACCCCUGCUGCAGGCUGACCCCAACCGCAGAAAGAAGAGAGAAGACAAGUUGAAAGCCCGUGGACUUGAUCCAAAGGAAAUAAGUGAGGCUGCUGGAAAUGACACAUCUCCGAAAAUCAUAGAUCGUCUGCUCAGUGAAAACAAACAACAAGCAAUGAAACCUAAACCUUCCAAUGAUUCCAGAACCAGCAACAAUGACCUGCCCCCAAGCACUCCCGCUGCUUCACCAUUGAACGUUCCCACAGUAACCCACACGAGCAAAGGAGGAGGGGCUCACCAACUGCAUGAUGAGAGAAACAAGAACAUCACUACCAGGCCUGGAGAAGGUGCCAGUGGAAGUGGUGCGUUGUCGAAAGAAAGACUCACCCCCCAUUCUCAAACAGAUGGAGUUCUCAUGCCUGGAGAAGGUGUCGGUGGAAGUGAUACGUCCCCCCAUUCUCAACCCGAAGGAAUUCUUAAUGUUGGACUCUCAAUGCCAAGAAACGCCCUCAGUCAGUCUCAAGACAAAAUCACAUCUUCCCAUUUGAAUGCCCCACAAUCCAACACUGAACAUGGAGAUGAAACGGGUUCUGGGGAUGACACUGAUUCUGAGAGUGGUACGGAUUACACAAAAGUAGCAUCUUCGGAGGAUUCCAAACGUUUACAAGAUGAAUCCCCACUGGAUCAGCAUCGCAAACGGCGUACUCGUCGACUCUUGGGCAAGGAAGACAAGACAGGCAAUACCCCAGCACAAUACCAGUCACGCUAUCGCCAGUCCCCACACAAGAAAGAUCGGAGCAGACGAGAUGGCCGCAGUAAACGGAAAGGAGAACAGCUCCUCGACAGUAAUGUGACUGAUUCACCCCUGCUGCAGGCUGACCCCAACCGCAGAAAGAAGAGAGAAGACAAGUUGAAAGCCCGUGGACUUGAUCCAAAGGAAAUAAGUGAGGCUGCUGGAAAUGACACAUCUCUCAGUGAAAACAAACGACAAGCAAUGAAACCUAAACCUUCCAAUGAUUCCAGAACCAGCAACAAACUUGUUGACGAUAAUGACCUGCCCCCAAGCACUCCCGCUGCUUCAACAUUGAACGUUCCCACAGUAACCCACACGAGCAAAGGAGGAGGGGCUCACCAACUGCAUGAUGAGAGAAACAAGAACAUCACUACCAGGCCUGGAGAAGGUGCCAGUGGAAGUGGUGCGUUGUCGAAAGAAAGACACUCCCCCCAUUCUCAACCAGAUGGAGUUCUCACGCCUGGAGAAGGUGUCGGUGGAAGUGGUGCGUCCCCCCAUUCUCAACCCGAAGGAAUUCUUAAUGCUGGACUCUCAAUGCCAAGAAACGCCCUCAGUCAGUCUCAGGACAAAAUCACAUCUCCCCAUUUGAAUGCCCCACAAUCCAACACUGAACAUGGAGAUGAAACGGGUUUUGGGGAUGACACUGAUUCUGAGAGUGAUACGGAUUACACAAAAGUAGCAUCUUCGGAGGAUUCCAAACGUUUACAAGAUGAAUCUCCAAUGGAUCAGCAUCACAAACGGCGUACUCGCCGACUCUUGGGCAAGGAAGACAAGACAGGCGAUACCCCAGCACAAUACCAGUCACGCUAUCAGUCCCCACACAAGAAAGAUCGGAGCAGACGAGAUGGCCGCAGUAAACGGAAAGGAGAACAGCUCCUCGACAGUAAUGUGACUGAUUCACCCCUGCUGCAGGCUGACCCCAACCGCAGAAAGAAGAGAGAAGACAAGUUGAAAGCCCGUGGACUUGAUCCAAAGGAAAUAAAUGAAGCUGCUGGAGAUGACACAUCUCCGAAAAUCAUAGAUCGUCUGCUCAGUGAAAACAAACAACAAGCAAUGAAACCUAAACCUUUCAAUGAUUCCAGAACCAGCAACAAACUUGUUGACGAUAAUGACCUGCCCCCAAGCACUCCCGCUGCUUCACCAUUGAACGUUCCCACAGUAACCCACACGAGCAAAGGAGGAGGAGCUCACCAACUGCAUGAUGAGAGAAACAAGAACAUCACUACCAGGCUUGGAGAAGGUGCCAGUGGAAGUGGUGCGUUGUCAAAAGAAAGACACUCCCCCCAUUCUCAACCAGAUGGAGUUCUCACGCCUGGAGACGGUGUCGGUGGAAGUGGUGCGUCCCCCCAUUCUCAACCCGAAGGAAUUCUUAAUGCUGGACUCUCAAUUCCAAGAAACGCCCUCAGUCAGUCUCAAGACAAAAUCGCAUCUCCCCAUUUGAAUUCCCCACAAUCCAACACUGAACAUGGAGAUGAAACGGGUUCUGGGGAUGACACUGAUUCUGAGAGUGAUACGGAUUACACAAAAGUAGCAUCUUCAGAGGAUUCCAAACGUUUACAAGAUGAAUCCCCAAUGGAUCAGCAUCACAAACGGCGUACUCGCCGACUCUUGGGCAAGGAAGACAAGACAGGCGAUACCCCAGCACAAUAUCAGUCACGCUAUCGCCAGUCCCCACACAAGAAAGAUCGGAGCAGACGAGAUGGCCGCAGUAAACGAAAAGGAGAACAGCUCCUCGACAGUGUGACUGAUUCACCCCUGCUGCAGGCUGACGCCAACCGCAGAAAGAAGAGAGGAGACAAGUUGAAAGCCCGUGGACUUGAUCCAAAGGAAAUAAGUGAAGCUGCUGGAGAUGACACAUCUCCGAAAAUCAUAGAUCGUCUGCUCAGUGAAAACAAACAACAAGCAAACCUUCCUAAACCUUCCAGAACCAGCAACAAACUUGUUGACGAUAAUGACCUGUCCCCAAGCAUUCCCGCUGCUUCACCAUUUAACAUUCCCACAGUAACCCACACGAGCAAAGGAGGAGGAGCUCAGCAACUGCAUGAUGAGAGAAAGAAGAACAUCACUACCGGGACUGGAGAAGGUGUCAGGGGAAGUGGUGCGUUGUCGAGAGAAAAUGAUUCCACCCGUCCUCAAUCAGAUGGAGUUCUCAGGAUUGAAGAAGGUGUCAGGGGAAGUGGUGCGCUGUCGAGAGAAAGAGACUCCGCCCAUCCUCAACCAGAUGGAGUUCUCAGGACUGGAGAAGGUGUCAGGGGAAGUGGUGCCUUGUCAAGAGAAAGACACUCCCCCCGUCCUCAAUCAGAGAGGGUUAUCAGGGCUAGUGAAGGUGUCAGAGGAAGUGGUGCAUUAUCGAGAGAAAGAGAUUCCACGCAUCCUCUACAAGAUGCAGUUUUCAGAGUUGAAGAAGGUGUCAGGGGAACUGGUGCGUUGUCGAUAGAAAGAGACUCCGCCUACCCUCAACCAGAUGGAGUUCUCAGGACUGGAGAAGGUGUCAGAGGAAGUGGUGCAUUCUCGAGAGACAGAAAUUCCACCCGUCCUCAAUCAGAGGGAGUUAUCAGGGCUGGUGAGGGUGUCAGAGGAAGUGGUGCAUUAUCGAGAGAAAGAGAUUCCACGCAUCCUCUACCAGAUGCAAUUUUCAGAAUUGAAGAAGGUGUCAGGGGAAGUGGUGCGUUGUGGAGAGAAAGAGACUCCGCCCAUCCUCAACCAGAUGGAGUUCUCAGGACUGAAGAAGGUGUCAGGGGAAGUGGUGCGUUGUCAAGAGAAAGACACUCCCCCCGUCCUCAAUCAGAGAGAGUUAUCAGGGCUAGUGAAGGUGUCAGAGGAAGUGGUGCAUUAUCGAGAGAAAGAGAUUCCACGCAUCCUCUACAAGAUGCAGUUUUCAGAGUUGAAGAAGGUGUCAGGCGAAGUGGUGCGUUGUCGAUAGAAAGAGACUCCGCCCAUCAUCAACCAGAUGGAGUUCUCAGGACUGGAGAAGGUGCCAGAGGAAGUGGUGCGUUCUCGAGAGAAAGAGGUUCCACCCGUCCUCAAUCAGAGGGAGUUAUCAGGGCUGGUGAGGGUGUCAGAGGAAGUGGUGCAUUAUCGAGAGAAAGAGAUUCCACGCAUCCUCUACCAGAUGCAAUUUUCAGAAUUGAAGAAGGUGUCAGGGGAAGUGGUGCGUUGUGGAGAGAAAGAGACUUCGCCCAUCCUCAACCAGAUGGAGUUCUCAGGACUGGAGAAGGUGUCAGGGGAAGUGGUGCGUUGUCAAGAGAAAGAGACUCCGCCCGUCCUCAAUCAGAGGGAGUUAUUAGGGCUGGUGAAGGUGUCAGAGGAAGUGGUGCAUUAUCGAGAGAAAGAGAUUCCACGCAUCCUCUACAAGAUGCAGUUUUCAGAGUUGAAGAAGGUGUCAGGGGAAGUGGUGCGUCGUCGAUAGAAAGAGACUCUGCCUAUCCUCAACCAGAUGGAGUUCUCAGGACUGGAGAAGGUGUCAGAGGAAGUGGUGCGUUCUCAAGACAAAGAGGUUCCACCCGUCCUCAAUCAGAGGGAGUUAUCAGGGCUGGUGAGGUUGUCCGAGGAAGUGGUGCAGUAUUGAGAGAAAGAGAUUCCACACAUCCUCUACCAGAUGCAAUUUUCAGAGUUGAAGAAGGUGUCAGGCAAAGUGGUGCAUUGUCGAUAGAAAGAGACUCCGCCCAUCCUCAACCGGAUGGAGUUCUCAGGACUACAGAAGGUGCCAGAGGAAGUGAUACGUUGUCGAGACAAAGAGGUUCCACCCGUCCUCAGUCAGAGGGAGUUAUCAGGGCUGGUGAAGGUGUCAGAGGAAGUGGUGCGUUAUCGAGAGAAAGAGAUUCCACGCAUCCUCUAUCCGAUGCAAUUUUCAGAGCUGAAGAAGGUGUCAGGGAAAGUGGUGUGUUGGUGAGAGAAAGAGACUCCACCCAUCCCCAACCAGAUGGAGUUCUCAGAACUGGAGAAGGUGUCAGCGGAAGUGGUGCAUUGUCGAGAGAAAGAGGUUCCACCCGUCCUCAAUCAGAGGGAGUUAUCAGGGCUGGUGAAGGUGUCAGAGGAAGUGGCGCGUUAUCAAGAGAAAGAGAUUCCAUGCAUCCUCUACAAGAUGCAGUUUUCAGAGCUGAAGAAAGUGUCAGGGGAAGUGGUACGUUGUUGAUAGAAAGAGUCUCCACCCAUCUUCAACCAGGUGGAGUUCUCAGGACUGAAGAAGGUGUCAGAGGAAGUGGUGCGUUGUCGAAAGAAAGAGGUUCCACCCGUCCUCAGUCAGAGGGAGUUAUCAGGGUUGAAGAAGGUGUCAGGGGAAGUGGUGCAUUGGUGAGAGAAGGAGACUCCGCCCAUCUUCAACCAGAUGGAGUUCUCAGGACUGGAGAAGGUGUCAGAGGAAGUGGUGCGUUGUCGAGAGAAAGAGGUUCCACCCGUCCUCAAUCAGAGGGAGUAAUCAGGACUGGUGAAGGUGUCAGAGGAAGUGGUGCGUUAUCGAGAGAAAGAGAUUCCACGCAUCCUCUACCAGACGCAGUUUUCAGAACUGGAGAAGGUGUCAGUGGAAGUGGUGCGUUGUCAAGAGAAAGAGGUUCCACCCGUCCUCAAUCAGAGGGAGUUAUCAGGGCUGGAGAACGUUUUAGUGGAAGUGGUGCGUUGUCGAGAGAAAGAGACGCCGCUCAUACUCAACCAGAUGAAGUUCACAGAGUUGGACUCUCGAUGUCAAGAAACACCGUCAGUCAGUCUCAAACUAAAAUCACAUCUUCCCAAUUGGAUGCCCCACAAUCCAACACUGAACAUGGAGAUGAAACGGGUUCUGGGGAUGACAUUGAUUCUGAUAAUUUCAAUGAUAGUGAUACAGAUGACACUAAAGUUGCAUCUUCGGAGGUUGCCAAACGUUUGCCAGGGGAUCUAGAACAAAUAAAAAAAACCCGAAUGGAUCGGCAUACUAAACGACAUAGUCGCCGACUCUUGGGCAAGGAAGACGAGACAACCUAUACCCCAGCACCAUACCAGUCACGCUAUCGCCAGUCCCCACACAAAAAAGAUCGGAGCAGACGAGAUGGCCGCAGUAAACGAAAAGGAGAACAGCUCCUCGACAGUAAGGUGACUGAUUCACCUCUGCUGCAGGCUGACCCCAACCGCAGAAAGAAGAGAGAAAAACUACUGCCUAGGAUUGACAGAGGAGACAAAUUGAAAGCCCACGGACUUGAUCCAAAGGAAAUAAGUGAAGGUCCUGGAGGUGACACAUCUCCAAAGAGCAUAGAUCGUCUGCUCACUGAAAAUAAACAACAAGCAAUAAAACCUAAGCAUUUCGGAACUAGCAACAAACUUGUUGACAAUAAUGACCUCCUCCCAAGCACUCCGGCUGCUUCCCCAUUGAACGUUUCCAUAGUUACCCAUGCGAGCAAAGGGGGAGGGGUUCAGCAACUGUAUGAUGAGAGAAACACCAGGGUUGAACUCUCGAUGCCAAGAAAUACCCUCAGUCAGUCUCAAGCCAAAAUCACAUCUACCCAUUCGGAUGCCCCACAAUCCAACACUGAACAUGGAGAUGAAACGGGUUCUGGGGAUGACACUGAUUCUGAUAAUUUCAAUGAUAGUGAUACAGAUGACACUAAAGUUGCAUCUUCGGAGGUUGCCAAACGUUUGCCAGGGGAUCUAGAACAAAUAAAAAAAACCCGAAUGGAUCGGCAUACUAAACGACAUAGUCGCCGACUCUUGGGCAAGGAAGACGAGACAACCUAUACCCCAGCACCAUACCAGUCACGCUAUCGCCAGUCCCCACACAAAAAAGAUCGGAGCAGACGAGAUGGCCGCAGUAAACGGAAAGGAGAACAGCUCCUCGACAGUAAGGUGACUGAUUCACCUCUGCUGCAGGCUGACCCCAACCGCAGAAAGAAGAGAGAAAAACUACUGCCUAGGAUUGACAGAGGAGACAAAUUGAAAGCCCACGGACUUGAUCCAAAGGAAAUAAGUGAAGGUCCUGGAGGUGACACAUCUCCAAAGAGCAUAGAUCGUCUGCUCACUGAAAAUAAACAACAAGCAAUAAAACCUAAGCAUUUCGGAACUAGCAACAAACUUGUUGACAAUAAUGACCUCCUCCCAAGCACUCCGGCUGCUUCCCCAUUGAACGUUUCCAUAGUUACCCAUGCGAGCAAAGGGGGAGGGGUUCAGCAACUGUAUGAUGAGAGAAACACCAGGGUUGGACUCUCGAUGCCAAGAAAUACCCUCAGUCAGUCUCAAGCCAAAAUCACAUCUACCCAUUCGGAUGCCCCACAAUCCAACACUGAACAUGGAGAUGAAACUGGUUCUGGGGAUGACACUGAUUCUGAUAAUUUCAAUGAUAGUGAUACAGAUGACACUAAAGUUGCAUCUUCGGAGGUUGCCAAACGUUUGCCAGGGGAUCUAGAACAAAUAAAAAAAAACCAAAUGGAUCGGCAUACUAAACGACAUAGUCGCCGACUCUUGGGCAAGGAAGACGAGACAACCUAUACCCCAGCACCAUACCAGUCACGCUAUCGCCAGUCCCCACACAAAAAAGAUCAGAGCAGACGAGAUGGCCGCAGUAAAUGGAAAGGAGAACAGCUCCUCGACAGUAAGGUGACUGAUUCACCCCUGCUGCAGGCUGACCCCAACCGCAGAAAGAAGAGAGAAAAACUACUGCCUAGGAUUGACAGAGGAGACAAAUUGAAAGCCCGCGGACUUGAUCCAAAGGAAAUAAGUGAAGGUGCUGGAGGUGACACAUCUCCAAAGAGCAUAGAUCGUCUGCUCACUGAAAAUAAACAACAAGCAAUAAAACCUAAGCAUUUCGGAACUAGCAACAAACUUGUUGACAAUAAUGACCUCCUCCCAAGCACUCCGGCUGCUUCCCCAUUGAACGUUUCCAUAGUUACCCAUGCGAGCAAAGGGGGAGGGAUUCAGCAACUGUAUGAUGAGAGAAACACCAGAGUUGGACUCUCGAUGCCAAGAAAUACCCUCAGUCAGUCUCAAGCCAAAAUCACAUCUACCCAUUUGGAUGCCCCACAAACCAACACUGAACAUGCGAAUGAAACGGGUUCUGAGGAUAACACUGGUUCUGAUAAUGAUACAGAUUACACAAAAGUUUCAUCUUCGGAGGUUGCUAAACAUUUGCCAAAACAAAUCAAUGAAGCCCCAAUGGAUCAGCAUAACGAACGGCGUGCUCGCCGACUCUUGGGCAAGGAAGACAAGACAACCUAUACCCCAGCACCAUACCAGUCACUCUAUCGUCAGUCGCCACACAAAAUGGGGCGGAGCAGACGAGAUGGCCGCAGUAGACGGAAAGAAGAACAGCUCCCCGAUACUAAGGCGACUGAUUCACCCCUGCUGCAGGUGACCUAUGAUGACCCCAAAAGCAGAAAGAAGAGAGAGAAACUACUGCCUAUGAUUCACAGAGAAGACAAGUUGAAAGCCCAUGGACUUGAUCCAAAGGAAAUAAGUGAAGCUGCUGGAGAUGACACAUCUCCAAAAAUCAUAGAUCGUCUGCUCAGUGAAAACAAACAACAAGCAAUGAAACCUAAACCUUCCAAUGAUUCCGAAAUAUAUAGUAACACACUUGUUGACGAUGAUGACCUCCUCCCAAGCACUCCCGCUAUUUCUAUAGUAACCCACGCUAGUCAAGGGGGAGGGGUUCAGCAACUGUAUGAUGAGAGAAACACCAACAUCACUACCAGGGCAGAAGAAAUCGUCAGAGGAAGUGGUGCGUUCAGUGUCAGAGAAAGUGGUACGUUGUCGGGAGAAAGAGACUACACCCGUCCUCAAUCAGAUGGAGUUCUCUCAAUGAGUACAAGGCAACUCCCUUGCACGAAAUGUUCGCUCAAAUUAACUCACUUCCACUAAAAACAGAAAAGUACAUAGUAAAAAUAGUAAGGGCUAUGUAGGUAGGCCUUGUAUAAUUAUAGCUGCAUAUACGCUGUACUAUAUAGUGAACCGUCUCUUUCCCAUGUUCAUUGCAUAAUGGUUCCACUUAAUUAUAAUGUUACUCCUACAUGUAGCAGUUUAUUUUUUUGUUAUUUAACAUUAAUUUUGUUUGGGUUCUCGACCUAUAGCUAGUGCUUGUUUUAUUUACCUAUCACAUGUAAGUUGUGUCGUACCUCCUAUUUAAUAUCUAUUAUCUGCAGCCAUUGAAUUUUCGACAUCCUC
Halichondria panicea is the source of this 17887-nucleotide messenger RNA. RefSeq lists its product as uncharacterized. Lineage: Eukaryota; Metazoa; Porifera; Demospongiae; Suberitida; Halichondriidae. The transcript is spliced from 114 exons. Bases 503 to 17584 code for a protein of 5693 amino acids. The record is from RefSeq and is a predicted model, not a curated record.